Molecule: messenger RNA, 387 nt
Organism: Metopolophium dirhodum (rose-grain aphid)
Lineage: Eukaryota; Metazoa; Arthropoda; Insecta; Hemiptera; Aphididae
Exons: 2
Coding region: 1-387 (128 amino acids)
Source: RefSeq, a predicted model, not a curated record
AUGUUUCCAUCGUACGCUGCCGUGGCCGUGUUCACUUUCGCGAUUUUAAGUAUAAACUUGUACUCGCCUGUCGAAUCAGCCGCAACCGGCUUACUGUACGGGUCGUGCGAGGAUUGUCUGAAGUCGGAGUGCCACAUCAAUAGGAAAAGGCCAUGUAUAACCAGAUACGACCCUCAGUACAAUUUCACAUGUUUUACGUGUGAUCUCGAAAAUGGCAACCUACAGUUCUAUUCCAAAGAUGAAUGCAAGAGGUGCUGCACGGACCCAUUGAAGAUGUGCGUUUGUGACAGAUCGUGUUACAUGUGCAUCGUAAAACAGGGCGUCGAUUUGAAUAAAUACAUGAAUUGCAGCGUACCAUACGAGGAGGAGGAACCAACGUGCGUGUAA